Molecule: messenger RNA, 1557 nt
Organism: Olea europaea var. sylvestris
Lineage: Eukaryota; Viridiplantae; Streptophyta; Magnoliopsida; Lamiales; Oleaceae
Product: phosphatidylinositol/phosphatidylcholine transfer protein SFH3
Exons: 12
Coding region: 310-1326 (338 amino acids)
Source: RefSeq, a predicted model, not a curated record
CAAUUUUUCUCUUUCGUUGAUCUUGACUUUAGAAUCAAAAUUGGUGGGACAAAAAUUUCCUUUCGUUCUUACAGUAUUUUCCAUUAAAACACCAAUCACUACAGUAAGUCUUCUACUUCCGAGUUCAACACCCACAGAAGGUAGAAAAAUUUUGGUUGUGUUGUAGCAAUUUCUUUCGAAGAAAACUACAAAAGACGUGUACUAUUUGCUUUAAACCGUUCAAAUGUGAAGAAUAUUUCCAAAAGGGAUUUUGAGGUAAGAGAGAGACGGGGGAGUGGAGCAAAAUUUACAUUCUGUUAAGAAGAAAAAAUGGGUGUGGUUCCAGAAGAAGCCAUUAAUCAGUUUGAAGCCUUAAUGAAGGAAGUUGAAGAGCCACUCAAGGGAACUUUCAAGAAUAUUCAUCAAGGAUAUCCCAGAGAACCUUUAAUUCGCUUUUUGAAGGCUAGAGAGGGAAAUGUUACUAAGGCUCACAAGAUGUUGGUUGAUUGUUUGAAUUGGAGGGUGCAAAACGACAUUGAUGAUAUUUUAGCGAAACCAAUUGUUCCCACUGAUUUUUACAGAGCUAUACGUGAUUCACAGCUUAUAGGAUUAUCGGGUUACUCAAAAGAGGGUCUCCCCGUCUUUGCUCAUGGAAUAGGUCUGAACACAUUUGACAAAGCAUCUGUUCAUUAUUAUGUACAAUCCCACAUUCAGAUCAAUGAAUAUCGGGAUCGUGUCAUUUUGCCUGCUGCAACCAAAAAGUAUGGGAAGCACAUUAGCAAAUGUAUAAAGAUUCUAGAUAUGACUGGUCUGAAGCUUUCAUCAUUAAGCCAAAUAAAGCUCUUAACUAUUAUUUCUUCCAUCGAUGACCUAAACUACCCGGAGAAAACAGUUACUUAUUACAUUGUCAACGCCCCAUAUAUCUUCUCCGCUUGUUGGAAGGUUGUCAAGCCCCUUCUGCAGGAGAGAACAAAAAGAAAAAUCAAUGUAUUAUCUGGUUGUGGACAGGAUGAUCUAUUGAAGAUAAUGGAUUAUUCAUCCCUUCCCCAUUUCUGCCGUAAAAGAAGUUCCGGCUCUUCAGAACAUUCAGACAGCUAUCUUGUUAAUUGCUAUUCCUUGGACCACCCCUUUCACCAACAACUUUACAAUUAUAUUAAGCAGCAAUCUCUGAUUCGUGAAACUGUCAAGCCGAGAAAACAGGGAUCGGUGCACGUGACUUUGCCUGAGGAUGCAGUUGAAGGGGUAGAGAUUGCAAAGACUCUAGAAUCUGAAUUAGAGAAUUUUAAGAACCUCGAUGCAUGUUGUGACUCAGUGAAGGACCUGAGAAUUGAUAAUGGUAAGUCAUAGAAGAUCUAUUUAUCUUGUGUUAGUAGGUGCUAAAUCACAUCCGACAAAGAUCUCUUGUUCUUAACACUAACCAUUAUAGUAAUCUAGUUUAAAUGUAUCUUGUGGAUCUUUUGUGGAUGAACUGCCUCAUAUGAUGUAUGUAAUUUACAUGUCAGCUAAAUCUUUUUUGUGAUAAGUUUAAAUGAUUGUAAACAUAUCAUUGUCAUUCUAUCUGUAGUUCACGAUGGAUAC